UAUUCAUAGCUCUACAACAUAGAUCUGCAGCUCGAUCUCCUUAAUUCCUAGCUGAAUCUCCCAUGGCUGCCACCGAAGAUCCAGUUGUUCCAAUCGAGGAUGAGGCGGAACAGCCAGCAGUCGAGGAUGCUGCCAUUCCCAAGGAGGAGAAUCCGCCGCCGAAAUCCACCAAGGCGAGGAAGGCGGCUGUCCCAAAGGAGAAGAAGGUUCCGGCACCGAGGAAGCGCAUAUCUCCCUCCCACCCUCCCUACUUCGAUAUGAUUAAGGAGGCGAUCGUGGCGUUGAAGGAGAGGACUGGAUCGAGCCAGUACGCGAUUCAGAAGUUCAUCGAGGAGAAGCAGAAUUUUCUGCCGUUGAAUUUCAGGAAGAUUUUGCUGAUUCAGCUGAGGAAGCUCGUCGAGAAUGACAAGCUCGUGAAGAUGAAGAACUCGUAUAAAUUGCCGUCAGCUCGUGCUUCCAGAACCGCCGCCGCUGCGCCCACCACUGCGGCGCCUGCUAAGAAGAAGCCUGCUUCUUCUGCAAAGCCUAAGGCCGCGCCGAAGGCUGCUGCUGCUGCGAAGGGGAAGAAGACUGCGGCGAAACCUAAGCCGAAGGCUAAAGCUGCCCCUGCGAAAGCGAAGACUGCACCUGCAACGAAGGCCAAGUCGGUUGCCAAGGCCAAGCCUGCGGCGAAGCCAAAAGCUGCAGCUCCUGCUAAGGCGAAGGCGGCGCCGAAGAGGAAGGCACCGGAGAAGCCUAAGGCUGAGAAGAAACCGCCUGCUAAAGCGUCCAGAACUUCCACCAGAACAACUCCGAGGAAGGUGGUUGCGGCUGCAGCUGCUAAGAAAGCUCCGCCGGCGAAGAAGGGGAAGAAGUAGAAGAUGAGGGAGGGGUAGUUUCGGUAAAAAAAAGGUGUUUGUUUGGAUAGUAUUGUAAAUUGACAUUGGGUUCUUUUGCUUAUAGAACGGAUUCUUUUUCUUUUUUA
This is a messenger RNA of Salvia splendens (bonfire salvia), 964 nucleotides long. Its product is annotated as histone H1. Gene Ontology annotation, biological process: nucleosome assembly; chromosome condensation; negative regulation of DNA recombination. The record is from RefSeq and is a predicted model, not a curated record. Gene Ontology annotation, molecular function: structural constituent of chromatin; nucleosomal DNA binding; double-stranded DNA binding. Bases 63 to 857 code for a protein of 264 amino acids. The transcript is spliced from 2 exons. Gene Ontology annotation, cellular component: nucleus; nucleosome. Lineage: Eukaryota; Viridiplantae; Streptophyta; Magnoliopsida; Lamiales; Lamiaceae.